This is a messenger RNA of Rhizophagus irregularis DAOM 181602=DAOM 197198, 399 nucleotides long. The record is from RefSeq and is a predicted model, not a curated record. NCBI's taxonomy places the organism in Eukaryota, Fungi, Glomeromycota, Glomeromycetes, Glomerales, Glomeraceae.
GAGUAUUUUACCGUAGAUUAUCAUAUCAUAUAUUCAGCAUCUUAUAAGGUUCCCGUACUUUAUUUUAACGCUUAUCAUGGAACACCUUUAACAAAUGAUGAAAUAUAUUCUUGUCUAGUAGAACCUUCAAGACUUGAAGAUAUAAAGACGGCAGGUUUUCACGGUGGAAUAUCACAACAAGACCAUCCUACACUUUUAAUUCCAUUUUAUUAUCUUCACCCAUGUGAAACUGCUACUUUAAUGAAAUCAAUUGUCAAUACAUCACAGCCUGCAACAUCAAAUUCCAAUAAUAAUAAUAAUUUAUUACGUGAAAUUUCUAUUGAAGGAUAUAUUAGAAGUUGGUUAAGUUUAGUUGGUAACGUUGUUGGAUUAAAAAUUGGAAUAAGUUAUUUUUUAUAA